Eremothecium cymbalariae DBVPG#7215 is the source of this 1530-nucleotide messenger RNA. It is a transcript of the gene DIE2, whose product is annotated as dolichyl-P-Glc:Glc(2)Man(9)GlcNAc(2)-PP-dolichol alpha-1,2- glucosyltransferase. The record is from RefSeq and is a predicted model, not a curated record. Bases 1 to 1530 code for a protein of 509 amino acids. Gene Ontology annotation, biological process: protein N-linked glycosylation; dolichol-linked oligosaccharide biosynthetic process. NCBI's taxonomy places the organism in Eukaryota, Fungi, Ascomycota, Saccharomycetes, Saccharomycetales, Saccharomycetaceae. Gene Ontology annotation, cellular component: endoplasmic reticulum. Gene Ontology annotation, molecular function: dolichyl pyrophosphate Glc2Man9GlcNAc2 alpha-1,2-glucosyltransferase activity. The transcript has a single exon.
AUGCCAUCUGAACAGAAUGUGAAUAACAGCGAGUCGCCAGAGUUGAGUACCGAACUAGGCAGAGACAUCGAGAGACAGGUAAUUACUGGUAUCAUUAUAAACAUACUCGCUUGGCCAUUAUUGUUUUUUUGUGCGAUAUAUGUAUCGUAUAAGUUUAACACCAGCUGGGUUCCUCAUCCGUUUAUCGAUGAAAUAUUUCAUUUGAACCAAACUGUGAAGUAUAUUGGUGGACAUUGGGGGACUUGGGAUCCCAAAAUUACUACACCCCCAGGGUUGUAUGUGAUUGGUUGGUUGGAAUAUCAUGUAAUGAGGUGGGUAACUUCAUGGAAUAUACUUUCAAUAUUAAGAUUUGCAAAUCUAGUUGGUGGAAUGGUUAUAUGGAGUUGGGUGGUAUUGAGACCAUUAUAUUUAUUUAAUGCUAUAGGUUUCUGGCCCAUUACCUUAAUUUCAUUUCCAUUGAUGGUAAAUUAUUACUUUUUAUACUAUACAGAUGUUUGGUCCACAAUAUUUAUUGUGGAGUCGAUGACUUUGGCGUUGACUUUACCGUUUGGCGAGAAAUUGAGCAUCAGGGCUAGCGCAUUAUGUGGAUUGAUUAGUUGUUUCUUUAGACAAACCAAUAUUGUAUGGAAUGGAUUCGUCAUGUUGUUGGUUCUUGAGCGGAGAGCUUUAAUUCAAAAGGAUUUCAAUAACUUCCAUAUUAACAAUUACUUGAAGUUAAUGCUCCAUGGUAUUGAGAACUUUAGUUCAUUGGUAUUGCCUUAUGCAAUAAACUUCUUACUUUUCAUUGCAUUUUUGGUAUACAAUAAAUCUUUGGCAUUGGGUGAUAAGUCUAGCCAUGUUGCAGGUUUCCACCUAGUUCAGAUGUUCUACUGUUUUAUGUUCAUUACAUUUUUCAGUCUACCAAUCUGGCUUUCUGGUAAUUUUCUACGCAGAUACAUCAUUCGGUUCCUCCAAAGACCUCUAAUUGUGAUAUUUGAAACUUUAGGAAUUAUGUUGGCAAUCAGGAUGUUUACUGUGCUACACCCUUUCAUUUUAGCGGAUAAUCGUCAUUUUACCUUUUAUCUCAUGAGAAAGUUAAUUGGUCGUAAUAGAUUCUUCAAAUAUGUUGUAAUGGCUCCCAUUUAUCACUUCUCUACUUUUGUCUACUUAGAAGUGUUAAGACCAUCAACGCUAUAUUUCCAUCCAAUAUUGCCAGUGAAGAUUAGGAACCCAGCAGAUUUGCCUCUUCAGUUAUCUCAUAUUACAUGGACUGCACUAAUCAUCUGUACAUUCGUUACCAUUGUACCAUCUCCAUUAUUUGAACCGCGGUACUAUAUUUUACCCUAUUUGUUCUGGAGAGUGUUCGUCGAAGUGUCUCCUGAACCUUUCUUCAACGAACCAAGCCAGGAAAGGAUUGUAGUUGGAAAUCCUAGACGAUUGGCUUUUGAGUUUUGGUGGUUCAUGUUGAUAAAUACUAUUACAAUAUCUAUAUUUGCUAGAUAUCCCUUUCCUUGGAAUACAGAGCCACAUUUACAAAGGAUCAUUUGGUAA